Ogataea angusta is the source of this 1878-nucleotide messenger RNA. RefSeq lists its product as uncharacterized. The transcript has a single exon. The coding region runs from base 1 to 1878 and encodes 625 amino acids. Gene Ontology annotation, cellular component: P-body; PAN complex. Gene Ontology annotation, biological process: protein phosphorylation; nuclear-transcribed mRNA poly(A) tail shortening; mRNA processing. The record is from RefSeq and is a predicted model, not a curated record. Gene Ontology annotation, molecular function: protein kinase activity; metal ion binding; poly(A) binding. NCBI's taxonomy places the organism in Eukaryota, Fungi, Ascomycota, Pichiomycetes, Pichiales, Pichiaceae.
AUGAACAACGGUGGCACUCAAUAUGAAUGGGCCAAAACCAUUCCGUGCAGAAACAUAAAAAUACACGGCUUUUGCAAAUGGGAGAAAAAAGGCUGUUCGUUCAACCACGACGAUCCCUCCAAGAAAAACGGAAGCGAGGUCAAAUCUACUCCGCAGGCCCCGAAACCAAUAUCAGAGCCUAUGUCAGCAUCCACCACACUAUCCUCAGACAGUUUGUCGGGAAGCAAGGGCGGCACCGCGCCGUUCAAGCCAAGUAUCCUUGGUUCGUCACCUCUGGCAGUGCAAUCUGAUACUGCGGAUUCCGGGGCUCGCAAGAAGUUCAACAUUGAUACUCCUUCGUUCACACCCACGGGUUCGCUGGUGAACAAGUUCGCCGACCUUUCUUCCAAGCUGGACGACAUACCCAGCUUUUCUCCAUCGGCCAAUGUCGUCGCCCCGGCUUCGGCUGGUGUUCCAUUCGACCCGCAGUCUGCCCCAAUUUUCACACCCGGGAUGCCAAUUGGGGAUCCAGCCCACUCAACUCCCGAGCAAGAACCAUUUUACCAGCAAACAAAUCCGUUUCCGAUCAACUACCAUCUAUACGCUGGUCAGCCACCUCCCCACAUUCAGCACCAUCUCAAGCCCCACGAAAGAACCGUUGCCGAUCUCUUUAUUCCGAACGACUUGAGGGAAGAGAUACAAAAAAAGAACGAGGAGUCGCUAAGAACCAUUUCUGCUACGCAGUCUGGCCUUCCGAUUCACAUUAAUCAGUACCACAGUCUGUGUCCCAUAGACCAGAAAUUCGAAACCAGCGCGAAGUCGUUCGGAUACAUGUCCUCGGUUUAUAAAGUCAUGUCCAAUCUCGACGGCAAACUGUACACUAUGAGACGAUUGGAGAACGUACCUAUUUCCUCGGAAUCGUGCUUCCGUUCUGUGAACAAAUGGCGAUCUUUGAAUUGCGCCAACGUGGUGAAAUUGUACGAAGUGAUGACCACGCGGGCAUUUGGCGACAACUCUUUGAUACUCAUAUACGACUACUAUCCGAUGUCGCGAAAUUUGUUGGAGGCUCACUUUUUCAAAAUAGGAGACAAGGAUCCCGAACUGAUAACAGAGCCAUUACUAUGGAACUACCUGGUGCAACUCACAAACGCGGUGAGCGAAAUCCAUAAAGCAGGCCUUGCUGUGAGGGUUUUCGAUCCAACAAAAAUCAUAGUGACAAACAAGGGCCGCAUAAGGCUGUCUGCUUGCGGGGCCUAUGAUAUAUUAGAAGCAGCAUCAAAAGAAGGCUCAACAGAAAGUAUUGAAGAACUCCAAGCGCGUGAUAUACAGGGAAUGGGUAUACUGCUUUACGAUUUGGCAAAGUCUCUUGUUUUCGCAAAAGUGCAGAACCUCAGUAUGGAAGAAGGUAUUCCUAAGUUGACGGUCUCUGACAAAUUGAAGGAUGUUCUCAAGAAACUCACUGCAAACGAGGUCUCGCUUGGCCAACUACAACAGCUGAUUGCUCCAGAAAUACUCUCUGUUAUGAACGGUGUGCAAGAUUCUGCGGAUUACAUGGAGGCGUGUCUAUCGCGUGAAGUUGAAAAUGCUCGUCUCGUUCGUCUUUUCGCAAAAUUAGAUUUUAUUUGCGACCGUCCAGAGUUUGUUAAAGACGGGUCGUGGUCUGAGACUGGCGAGCGCUACCCAAUCAAGCUCUUCCGCGACUACGUGUUCCAUCAGGUGGACGAAAACGGGAAGCCUGUGCUAGAUCUGACCCAUGCAAUCAAUUGCCUCAAUAAGCUCGAUGCCGGGAGCAAAGAGACUAUUCUGCUGGUGUCACCAGACGAAAUGAGUUGUCUCAUUGUGAGCUACGAGACACUGAAGGAACUGGUCGAAAAAAGUUUUCGUCAGCUACGCUCCUAA